AUUUCUUCAGAAGUUCCCAGAAAAGUUUUAGAAUCUGAAACUGUGCAAGAAACAACAACAACAAAGAUUCAAGAACUCUUACUGCGAACCUUCCAUGAGAAUCUGGAGUGUGAGCGUGGCAGCCACCGGCUGCAUCUCCAAAGUUGUGCAUGAAUCACUGCAGAGACAACAGUUCUGGGAGGUCCCUACUUUCCACAUCAUGGUGCCAUAGCCAGGGACAUACAAGGCUCCUCCUCCAAAGUGUGGAUGACGUAGUAUCCAACCAGGUGACUCAUCUGAAGAAGUCGACCUGGCAAUGGUGUAUCAGGCAGCAUCGAAUGGAGAUGUCAACUCUCUGACCUCCGUCAUUCGGGAGGAUCCGUCCAUCCUGGAGUGUUGUGACAGUGAAGGAUGCACGCCCUUGAUGCACGCGGUUUCAGGACGUCAAGUGGACACAGUGAAAUUGCUGCUAAAGAUGGGUGCCAACAUUAACACACAGGAUGCGUAUGGUCGCACCAGUUUAUGCCUGGCAACCUACCUGGGCUGGCUUGAAGGCUGUGUGAGUCUGCUCAGAAACGGUGCCAAGCACAACAUCCCAGAUAAAAAUGGCCGCCUACCUCUGCACGCUGCCACUGCAGAGCCUGAUGUGAGGCUCCUCAUAGUCCUGCUGCAGCAGUCCAGCCUCAGUGAGAUCAACCAUCAAGACACAGAGGGGAUGACGCCACUCCAUUGGGCAGCUUUCCACAACCGGCCUCAACACACCCAAAUGCUGUUGAAGAAGGGGGCAGACCCCACCCUUGUGGACAAGGAUUUUAAAACAGCCCUCCACUGGGCAGUCCAGAGUGGAAAUAGAAUUCUGUGCUCCAUCAUUCUGAGCCAUCGGCAGGGCCCGUCCAUUAUCAACUACGACGACGAGAGUGGGAAGACGUGCGUCCAUAUCGCUGCAGCUUCCGGUUUCGGAGACAUCAUCAACGAUUUGGCAAAGGUCCCCGAGUGUAACCUGCAGGCUCUGGAUGUGGAUGACAGGACACCCCUGCACUGGGCUGCAGCUUCUGGAAAGGCAGAAUGUGUCCAGUCACUGCUGGAUCUGGGCAUGGACAGCAACCUAAGGGACAUUAACGAGAGCACGCCCCUGGCCUACGCCUUGUACUGCGGUCACACGGCCUGUGUCCGGCUCCUUUCCCGAGAAGGCCGAGCAGAGCCUGCUAGGCCUCUUCCCUCCCAAAACAGCCAACCCCAAAAGAAGGAAGGACGAUUCAGCAUGCUCAACCAAAUCUUCUGCAAAAACAAGAAAGAGGAGCAGAAAGCCCAUCAGAAAGACCAGAGCAGGGCCAGACCUAAGGAGGAGGAGACCUCGGAAGUCAAUGACAUCAUCGCCACCUUUGACAGUGUCGUGGAUACCAACUGCCAAGGUCAGCCUGGUGACCAGGUGGACAUGGUUGUCUUUAAGAAGAGGACCUCGGAGAAUUCAAAGUAUCUCUUGCCAGAAAAGAAAUCCCUGGCCCGCAAGGGGCUCCCACCAAUCAGAACCCAGAGUCUCCCACCCAUCACCCUGGGCGGUCACUUCCUGACAGCCUCCCAGGGAGCCGUGUCCCAUGCUGGCCUGAACGCUGGUCCUCAGCAUACUGCCCAGCGUUCUCAGAAAAGUCGAAGCGAACAGGACUUAUUAAAUAAUAGGACUGGCUGCCCGGUGUCACUAGAGAAUCCUUGGAAGGGUGACACCAGGCAGGUGUUCUCCUGCAAGGCUUGGACCGUGUCUUCUUCUGAUAAGUUACUAGACAGGCUGUUCGCUGGCCAGCCUGGUCACCAGGAGCUCUCUGGGCCACCACAUCUUCCUCAUCUACAUAAUCCCUCAUCAGGACAAGCUCUUCAGCAUCUCUCCCCAAACAGACCUAAAAUCAGAGAUCUCCCCUUCACUCGGAACAGCCUUGCACCUCUGCCAGACCAAAAAUUUCUAUCUGGAGAACCCCUGAGAACAAACCGGGUGCUUCCAGCAAUUCCAAGCCAGAGGGGACAUGACCCAUCACCAGCUGGAGAGAGCCAGAGGGGACAUGACCCACCACGAGCUGAAGAGAGCGGGGGUUCCUCCAGUCCCACCCAUGAUGAAAACUAACUACAGCUCGCUCUCUGUGGAAAUGGAGAAGAUAUAUAUUUUUCGACUUCCCAAGGGUGAGAUUACUCUAGUUUAUAUGAGCAAAGUCUUAAUUUAGUAAGCUGCAUUCUACAAGCCAUUCAUGGUUUUCUAAUUCAAGGUUCCUUAUUUCAAAUAAAUACACUCCCUAAAUACUCACUUAGAAUCUUCAGGCGUGCAAACAUCACCAAGUCUAUUAGUUUCUGUGACGCCCUACAAACUGUAAUUGAGAAACAAAAUACACUCCUGGAGGAGGAUUUAGGUAUGUUUCACUUAUGGUUGUGCCAUGUUUGCUGUUUGGUCUGGUUCUUUUUUUUUUUUUUUUUUUUUCCCUCUUAUUUGGUGAUUUUAUGUAUUUUUUUAAGUGUAUGCUUUGCUGAAUAAAAAAAAAAUAAGAAGAAAAGCAAAUCCUAAGACUUAUUUUUUUUAUUUAUUUAUUUCCAUCCUACCUCGCCCUGACAACGCUGAAUUAAAAUUGAGUUCUAAACUCCUCUGUCAGUCACAGUGUAUGACUUUGAAAUGCUCAAGCUUCAGCAAAAAUAUUUUCUGACGUUGUCAGCUCUUGGCUAAAACCCAAAUCACUUGGCAGUGUUUAUGUCUCUUACUUGUCAUUUAAUUCUUUCCACCUUCUGUUGUUUUCAGAAAGUCUGAUGGCCCCAGGAGUAAAAAGGGUCAUGGGAGCUGGCAGGGUGUACUUCCUGGUCUGAUAGAAUUUCUUGCUCUUUCCUCAAAUAUCCUACCUGUUAAGAAUUCUCUUCUUUUGUGUUUCAAAAUAAUGCUUUCUGCCUUCGAGGCCUUCUCAGAUUUGAGACUUAGCAAAGUUCUGGAAGAUGCCCUCUUUCACUGAGACGAUGGCAUGCUAUUUAGACUGACGUUGGCUGGCAGCCUUGCCUCCAGUCACAUUCGGUAACACUCCGAGUUACUACCAGGUCUGCAGGUUUUGGAAAUGUGUCGAGUGUGACAUUUACUGUUGUAUACUAGGGUUAUUCUUCAGUUGGAGUAGACAUGAUACAGAACCUUCUUCUCGCAGCACGUUCCAGGACACAGUGAAGACACUCAAACACUUAACUUGUUUUCCAGAAGGGAGUAGAAGCAGAGAGAGGGAGGGGUCGAGAGCAGCCUCGGUAAGGAGUGGUCAGAAGCCCAUCCUGCCUGUGCCAGUUGUACUUGAGGCUGUGAAAGAGAAAACUCAGCCUUCUACACAAGCAGGGCUGAGGACAAGCCGGUCCUACAGGACACAGAGGAACCCUUAAGGCACAGCUUCCAGAGGGUCUUCUUUCUGUGUCGGUUUUGUUUGGGGAAGGUGUUUUUGCGUCAGAUUGUUAGAUUGUUCAGUGUGUCACCAGGCUACUUUAGAAUCUGUUUUCACCCACUAGUAACUGGGUGGUCUAGGCCCUGUACUGCCUAAACCAGCCAGGAUAGGCAAGUUUCUGCUCCAGGAGUAAGCAUCCCCAAGUCCCUCGGUCAAUGUAGCCCUCGGCCACAAUACAAGUCCCGCGCCAACUGGCAGAAUUAGCUAGUAUACAGUAUACAGUAUAUAGUAUACAGUUUAUAUAGUAUACAGUAUAUAUAGUAUACAGUAUAUAGUAUAGAUUCCAUCGCAACCUGGUUCCCAUGGUGAUCGAAGCAGAGGAAAUAGUCGUGAGUCAUCAUUUCCUCUCACGUUUUCUUCACCAAAUCAAGUUGUGUGAAUGUUAUUAAUUUUAAGUGGGGGUGAGUACAGAAACUCAAGCUCUUUACAUUUUCAGCAAAGAAGGAAUUACAAUCUUUAUAAAUGAUCAUAACAACGACCACACUGACCAAAACAGAGAGGGCCCCUGAUUGAGUCAAUAGAUGAAAACAUAUUUUUAAACCCAGUGAGCAAUGGGUAAAGCCACCAUCCCCUAACGCCUGAGUUGACAUAGGUGCACAUACAAAGACUUUUUCAGUGUUGGGCCUUUUGGGUCAGUUUGGCACAGGGAUUUUUGUUAGCCAUGGAGAUGCGCUGUGUUGCUACUGCCUCUUCCAAAAGAGCAACCAUCCUUCUGCCGGGAGGUAAAGUUGCUAAUGGCACAAACUGAUCAUUGGGAACUAUUUAACUGACAAAAGCAGAUCUUCAGCCGGGUGUGGUGGCGCAUGCCUUUAAUCCCAGCACUCAGGAGGCAGAGGCAGGCAGAUUUCUGAGUUCGAGGCCAGCCUGGUCUACAAAGUGAGUUCCAGGACAGCCAGGGCUAUACAGAGAAACCCUGUCUCGAAAAACAAAAACAAAAACAAACAAACAAAAAAGCAGAUCUUCAAGCACUAUAGUUUACAUUUUACAUGGUUUUCAAAGGAUUGUGUGUUAAAGGCUUCACUCACCUCAGGCUUGAUGCUGUUAGAAAUUGGUAGAAUCUAAAGGGAAUGGGGCUUAAUAGGAAAUCUUGUGGCCAUUGGAAACCUUGAAGGGAACUCUGGGACCCUGGCUGUGCCUGUGUCUUCUUGGUAUUUUCCCAGCCUAGACAUUCACUCCCUGGCAUGGUGUGUUGCCUCCUGUGGACCAGGAUCCACAAGUCAAAAUACAGCUUUCCUCUUAGAGCCGGGUACUCACAUAUGACAGUAUAGUCAUGGAAAGCUCACCAACACACUAAGGAUUCACGGGGGUUGGUGGUAAAUGCGGGAGUAGAGUGCCUACCUUGGGCACGUGAGGCCACAUAUUCCAUUCCCAGCUUUUCAGUGCUUUUCAAAGUUUCAAAGAAUCUAUUCUUUUAAAUUGAGUAUGUGUUGUUUUACCACACACACCUCCCUUCAUUACUAGGCCUGAGUCAUUUGUAUAUAUGUGUAAACAAAUUCUUUCAUUUGACAACACGUAAGGUUUGCUCAGUCAUCCCCCAUCUCUCUCUUACAGACAACUAAUUUGAAGCUGAAAAAGAAGCUAAGUAAUUUGCCCCAAAUCAUGUAGCUAAGAAAUGGCAGAGCCAGGCUUAGCAAGUAGAUCUCAUUUGCUUCAAGGCCCAUAUACAGAUUGCCCAAACUAUCAUUUUUCUGACCCACAAACCCAUUCUCAUUUCAUAGUGCAGUAUGUCCUUCCUGAUUUUAUGCAGUCUGUCUGUCUAACAAGCAAAGUGGAGCUACUGUCACUAUUUCAGGAAGUACACAGCAACCCAGGACUUUGUGUUAAACCAUCAGGGCUAGGGGAAGUCAUAAUUAUUUAUUUUCUCCAUAUUUCUUAGUUCCCCGUGGAAAUCACCUGGCUUAACCAUGGUGUCACUUC
Messenger RNA from Mus musculus (house mouse), 5339 nucleotides. It is a transcript of the gene Ankrd55, whose product is annotated as ankyrin repeat domain 55. The coding region runs from base 296 to 2092 and encodes 598 amino acids. The record is from RefSeq and is a predicted model, not a curated record. NCBI's taxonomy places the organism in Eukaryota, Metazoa, Chordata, Mammalia, Rodentia, Muridae. The transcript is spliced from 11 exons.